Molecule: messenger RNA, 1549 nt
Organism: Anopheles stephensi (Asian malaria mosquito)
Lineage: Eukaryota; Metazoa; Arthropoda; Insecta; Diptera; Culicidae
Product: probable serine hydrolase
Exons: 2
Coding region: 268-1335 (355 amino acids)
Source: RefSeq, a predicted model, not a curated record
CAUUUGCCUGUCAUACAAUGUUACACCGUACACAACACGAUGUAAUAAGUUGUUGUAUGCAUGAAAUAUGUGUCGCCCAGUGUCGUAACCUGUCCAUGCUUUCAUCAUCAUCUGGACAAUGCGGAAGCGUGCCGAGAUAACGGGAAGGUAGUAGUACAGUCCGGUCAUCUAGUGUUUCAAGCAGGCACAAAAAAUUGCCUAUUCAUCGGCAUCAGCUGACAACUGACUAGUCGGGGGAUUCAGAUUCGGUCGGUACACGCUGGCACGAUGGCGAAAGUCCGCGGUACAGUUUUAGUGAAAUCCUUGCUCGGUUCCUUGCUAUCCGGCGAAGGAAGUGUCCUGCCACGGAUUGCAAUCUCAGGCUCAGUUCGCCACUCACACCAUAAAGCACACGAUCUGGUGGAGGAACACGAUCGGCAGCAUGACGUGGAAGAGGUACGCAUUCCCGUCCCGUACGGUGAGAUUGCCGGUAAAUGGUGGGGACCACGAAAUGUUCGCCCGAUCGUAACGCUUCACGGAUGGCAAGAUAAUGCGGGUACGUUCGACCGGUUGCUACCGUUGCUGCCGAAGAACGCGAGCUUCCUGGCGCUGGAUUUACCGGGCCACGGGUUUUCGUCACGCAUCCCGGACGGCAUGACGUACAAUACGCUCGACAACCUGGCCGUGCUGUUCCACGUGAUGCGCGAGUACCGCUGGAAGAAACUAUCGCUCAUGGGCCAUUCGAUGGGUUCCAUCCUGUGCUUCCUGUUUGCGUCCACCUUUCCGGACAAGGUAGACCUGUACGUGGGAAUCGAUGCGCUCAAGCCACACAUUGCCGAUGCGGAAAAGUUUCCGGCCCGAUUGGAAAAGCGACUGCCUCAGGCACUGCUGGCCGAUGCGCGGAACCGUGAUAAAUCGGAACCACCAUCCUACCCGUACCAGGAGCUAAUCGAACGGCUUCACCUCGGUACGAACAAAUCAGUCUCGCGUGAGGCAGCACCGUUUCUGCUCUAUCGAAACACACGCAAAUCGACGCUGCAUCCCGAUCAGUACUACUUCACACGGGACAGCCGGUUAAAGUACAGCCUGGGGCUCGGCUGGGAUCAGGCCAUUAACUUGGAGUUUGGCAAACGGAUCGUUUUGCCGUACCUGUUUAUCAAGGCGAAACAUUCACCGUACUACGAGGAUCGGAAGUACUUUGAUCAGUUUGUCGAAGUGGUGAAGCAACACAAUCCACUGUUUGAGCUAGAGUUUGUGGACAGUACGCAUCAUCUGCAUCUGACCGAGCCGGAAAAGGUGGCACCGAUCAUUAAUCGCUUUUUGGCAAAGCACUGGAAGGAGGAAAUGAUUAAGUAGGGUGGCGCGGUAGAUGCCAGCUGCCACACCAAGGGUAUAAGAAUUUAUUUAUUGAUUUAACGAAUAACCUGACGCAUCACAAAGAGCAAGGAAGAGCACAAGGACAUCAAACUACCUCGACAGAAAAUUGAAAAAUGGAAGUGUGUUCAAUGCUGGGAAAAAUAAAAUAAAUAUUUUCUUCCAUCUGUUGAUUUUGUUGGGCCAACCGAGGCAA